AUGGGUCUCUUGGAGGAGGUCUACGGAAAUGAAAUAAUCGAAGAGCAGGCUCCUCAGGAGUACUCCGAGUACAAGGCGCAAAAUGGAUAUGGCUGGGCCGAUGCCCUCCCGUCCAAACAGGGUCUCUACAACCCUGAGCUGGAAAAGGAUGCUUGCGGUGUAGGCUUUGCUGCCCAUAUCAAGGGCAAAGCUAGCCACAAAAUUGUCAGCGAUGCACGCAACCUGCUUUGCAACAUGACCCAUCGUGGUGCCGUCGGUUCGGAUGUACGCGACGGUGAUGGUGCCGGCGUGAUGACUAGUAUCCCGCACAAAUUCUUCGUCAAGAACUUUGCUCGCGACGCGGGGCUGGAGCUACCUCCCCUGGGCCAGUAUGCUGCUGGCAACUUGUUUUUCAAGCCAGAUAAUGAGACCCUCAAGGAGUCCAUCACGACUUUCGAGGAAAUCGCAGAGUCGCUCGGUCUGCGAGUGCUGGGCUGGCGAGAGGUGCCACGCGACUCGACCCUACUGGGACCUGCCGCCUUGUCUCGCGAGCCUGUGAUCAUGCAGCCAUUUGUCGUGCUCAGCGCUGCCUAUGGAAGUGGGAACAAGCCCGAGAUCAUCGACCCCGAAAAGUUUGACAGCCGUCUCUUUGAGCGACAGUUGUAUGUUUUACGAAAGCGUGCCACAAACGUCCUGGGCCUCGCGAACUGGUUCUACCUCUGCUCUCUCAGCAACAGAAACAUCGUCUACAAGGGCCAAUUGGCUCCCGUUCAGGUGUAUGAGUACUACCAUGACUUGGUCAACGUUGACUACGAGGGCCAUUUCGCUCUUGUACAUUCUCGUUUCUCAACCAACACAUUUCCAUCUUGGGAUCGUGCGCAGCCUUUACGAUGGGCCGCUCAUAACGGUGAAAUUAACACAUUGCGAGGGAACAAGAACUGGAUGAGGGCGCGAGAGGGUGUGCUCAAGUCGGACAUCUUUGGUGAGGAACUCGAUCUGCUAUACCCAAUUGUCGAGGAUGGUGGCUCCGACUCUGCCGCCUUUGACAACGUUCUCGAACUGCUCAUGAUCAACGGUGUCCUCUCCUUGCCAGAGGCAGUCAUGCUGAUGGUUCCCGAGGCCUGGCAAAACAACCCUGCCAUGGACCCAGCCAAAGCUGCUUUCUACGAAUGGGCUGCUUGCCAGAUGGAACCCUGGGACGGCCCAGCCUUGUUCACAUUCUCUGACGGUCGUUACUGCGGUGCUAACUUGGACCGAAAUGGUCUUCGUCCCUGCCGAUUCUAUGUGACUGACGACGAUCGUAUCAUCUGUGCCUCCGAAGUCGGUACCAUUAGCUUGGACCCCGAGUCUAUCGUGCAAAAGGGCCGCCUGCAGCCUGGUAAGAUGUUGCUAGUCGACACUGUUGCUGGCCGCAUCAUUGAUGAUGCUGAACUGAAACAAACUGUCGCCCACCGCCAAGAUUUCCGUGCCUGGCUAGAUAAGGAAUUGCUUACCCUUCCUGCAAUUGAAAAGUCUUUAAUUUCACAGAACCAGGAUCUGUCUACUUCGCUGGAUCCUUCUACCCUCCAAACCGAUGUCAGGCUUAAGGCAUUUGGCUAUUCAUACGAGCAAGUCAGCUUACUCUUGGCUCCCAUGGCUGCUGAUUCUAAGGAAGCUCUGGGCUCUAUGGGUAACGAUGGUCCUCUAGCCUGUUUAGCCCAGCAACCUCGUUUGCUGUAUGAAUACUUCCGACAGCUCUUUGCCCAGGUCACCAACCCUCCCAUUGAUCCUAUUCGAGAGGCCAUUGUCAUGUCACUAGAGUGCUAUGUCGGUCCACAGGGCAAUUUGCUGGAGAUUGACUCCACCCAAUGCCACCGUUUGAUGCUGCCAUCUCCUAUUCUCACCCUGAACGAGUUCCAAUCUCUCAAAAACACCACCAAAGUUCACCCUGACUGGCCUGUAAGAGUCAUUGAUAUCACCUUUGAGAAGUCAAAGGGCAUUCAGGGUUACUUGGAUGUUCUCGACACCAUCUGUGAAGCCGCCACCGAGAGUAUCCAAAACGGCGACAAGAUUCUCAUUCUCUCUGACAGAGCCACUUCUGCCCAACGCGUACCAGUCUCUGCUCUUCUCGCUACUGGUUUAGUUCACCAUCACUUGGUCCGCAACAAAUGGAGAUCUUUGGCUGCCUUGGUAGUUGACACCGGAGAGGCUCGUGAGGUUCACCACAUGUGUGUUCUUCUUGGAUACGGUGCCGACGCAAUUUGCCCAUACCUCGCCAUGGAAUGCAUUCUCAAGAUGAACCGCGAGAAACUCAUUCGCAAGCCAUUGACUGACGAGCAAGUUCUUUUGAACUACAAGGCGUCUGUCGAUGGCGGUAUUCUCAAAGUCAUGUCCAAGAUGGGUAUCUCCACCUUGCAGUCUUAUAAGGGUGCUCAGAUUUUUGAAGCUCUCGGUAUCGAUGAUGCUGUCAUCGAUCGCUGCUUCGCAGGCACUGCUAGCCGUAUUCGAGGUGUCACAUUCGAGCUUAUCGCUCAGGAUGCCUUCGCUUUCCACGAACGUGGCUAUCCUUCUCGUUCUAUCAUUGAAAUUCCUGGCUUGCCCGAAUCCGGUGAAUACCACUGGCGUGAUGGUGGCGAUCCUCAUGUCAACGACCCAACGAGUGUUGCCAAUAUCCAGGACGCCGUACGAUCAAAGAACGACAAGUCUUACGAAGCGUAUGCUCGCUCAGAGCACGAGGCUAUCAAGAACUGCACUCUCCGUGGCAUGCUAGACUUUGACUAUGACCAACGUACCCCCAUUCCCAUUGACCAGGUUGAGCCAUGGACUGAAAUCGUGCGCCGUGUUGUCACUGGUGCCAUGUCGUACGGAUCCAUCUCUAUGGAAUCCCAUUCGACCUUGGCCAUUGCUAUGAAUCGUUUGGGUGGUAAAUCUAAUACCGGUGAAGGUGGUGAAGACCCAGAGCGAAGCAAGAGAAUGGAGAACGGUGAUACAAUGCGUUCCGCCAUCAAGCAGAUUGCUUCUGGACGAUUCGGUGUCACAUCCAACUAUCUCGCUGAUGCUGAUGAGCUACAGAUCAAGAUGGCUCAGGGUGCCAAGCCCGGUGAGGGUGGUGAGCUUCCUGGCCACAAGGUGUCGGGCCCUAUCGCUCGUACUCGUCAUUCUACCCCUGGUGUCGGUCUUAUUUCACCACCUCCUCACCACGAUAUCUAUUCCAUUGAAGAUCUGAAGCAGCUCAUCUACGAUCUGAAGUGCUCCAACCCUCGUGCUCGCGUGUCUGUUAAGCUUGUAUCUGAGGUCGGUGUUGGUAUCGUUGCUUCUGGUGUCGCCAAAGCUAAGGCCGAUCAUAUCUUGAUUUCUGGCCACGACGGUGGUACUGGUGCCUCUCGAUGGACAGGUAUCAAGGCAGCGGGUCUGCCCUGGGAAUUGGGUCUCGCUGAGACCCACCAGACUCUUGUUCUCAACGAUCUUCGUGGUCGUGUCGUUGUUCAAACCGACGGUCAGCUGAGAACCGGUCGCGAUGUCGCUAUCGCUUGCUUGCUUGGUGCUGAGGAAUGGGGAUUUGCUACAACUCCUCUAAUUGCUAUGGGUUGCAUCAUGAUGCGAAAAUGCCACUUGAACACGUGCCCUGUUGGUAUCGCUACCCAAGACCCUGAGUUGCGCAAGAAAUUCCAGGGUACUCCCGAGCACGUCAUCAACUUCUUCUACUAUGUUGCAAACGAACUUCGUGCUAUCAUGGCCAAACUUGGUAUUCGCACCAUCAACGAGAUGGUUGGUCGCGCAGAAUUACUCAAAGUCCGAGAUGACAUUCGCUCCCCUAAACAGGAGAACAUUGACUUGUCUCUAAUCCUAACCCCCGCUCACUCUCUGCGCCCAGGCGUCGCUACUUACAAUGUGCGCAAGCAGGAUCACCGUCUUCAUGUUCGACUGGAUAAUAAGCUCAUCGCUGAAUCUGAAUUGGCGCUGGAAAAGGGUCUCCCCUGCAGAGUUGAGUGUGAUGUUGUCAACACCGACCGAGCUCUUGGCGCUACUCUUUCUUAUCAGGUCAGCCGCCGCCAUGGAGAAGCUGGCUUGCCUCAAGACACCAUCCAUGUCAAUAUUAAGGGAUCCGCUGGUCAAUCAUUCGGUGCCUACCUGGCUCCUGGUGUCACAUUGGAGCUCGAAGGUGAUUCCAACGACUAUGUCGGUAAGGGCUUGUCUGGUGGUCGUCUGAUUAUCUACCCUCCCCGAGGCGCAGUCUUUAAAGCGGAGGAGAACAUUCUUAUCGGUAACGUUUGUCUCUACGGUGCCACUGCUGGUACUUGCUACUUCCGUGGUGUAGCUGCGGAACGAUUUGCUGUUCGCAACUCUGGUGUUACUGCCGUCGUUGAAGGUGUCGGUGACCAUGGUUGCGAGUACAUGACUGGCGGUCGAGUUCUCAUUCUCGGAUCAACUGGCCGUAACUUUGCCGCUGGUAUGUCCGGUGGAAUUGCCUAUGUUCUCGAUGUCAACCAGGAUUUCUACUCCAAGAUCAACAUGGAAAUGGUUGAAGUGUCCGGCUUGGAAGAUCCUGCUGAAAUUGCUUUCGUCCGCGGUCUUAUCGAAGACCACCACCAUUACACUGGAUCCGAACUCGCCGCUCGCAUUCUUUUGGACUUCAACCGCGCUCUUCCUCGAUUUGUCAAGGUUCUUCCUACUGACUACAAACGCGUCCUCUUGGAGGAAGCCGCCAAGGCAGAGGCAGCCAAGAAAGCAGAAUUCACCCUACCUAAGCUACCAAGCACCCCUGUUCCCGUGGAAGAGAAGCAGCACAAACACGAGGACGAAUCAAAGAAGAGCGACCUUCUCGAUAUUGAGGACAGCGUGAGCGACUCCAAGGUCGAGAAGAAGCGCACCGCUCUUAUUCUCGACAAGACCCGUGGGUUCAUGAAAUAUAAUAGACGCAGCGAGAAGUACCGUAACCCAGCGACUCGUACCCGCGAUUGGGCCGAGCUUUCCAGCCGCUUGACGGAAGACGAGCUCAAGUAUCAGUCCGCACGCUGCAUGGACUGCGGUGUUCCUUUCUGUCAAUCCGAUACUGGCUGUCCUAUCUCCAACAUUAUUCCCAAGUGGAAUGAGCUUGUCUUCCAGAACCAAUGGCAGGAUGCUCUCAACAGGCUGCUCAUGACAAAUAACUUCCCCGAGUUCACUGGUCGUGUGUGCCCUGCUCCUUGUGAGGGAGCUUGCGUUCUCGGCAUCAACGAGGACCCAGUCGGCAUCAAAUCUAUUGAAUGCGCUAUUAUUGACCGUGGUUUCGAGAUGGGCUGGAUGAUCCCGCGACCUCCACCGGUCAGAACUGGAAAGACUAUUGCCAUCAUCGGUUCUGGCCCUGCUGGUCUUGCUGCUGCUGAUCAGCUCAACCGCGCCGGCCACUCAGUCACUGUUUACGAGCGUGCUGAUCGCAUUGGCGGUCUAUUGAUGUAUGGUAUUCCUAACAUGAAGCUUGACAAGAAGGUUGUUCAGCGCCGCGUUGACCUUAUGGCUGCUGAGGGAGUCAAAUUUGUUACAAGCACUACUGUUGGCCCUGAUUCCGAAAUUAGCAUGCAAUCAUUGCGUGAUUCCAAUGAUGCUGUUAUCAUUGCCACUGGUGCCACCGUUGCUCGUGAUCUCAAGAUCCCAGGCCGCGAACUUGAUGGCGUUCACUUUGCCAUGCAAUUCCUCCACAAGAACACCAAGUCUUUGCUCGACUCUGCCCAUGCUGAUGGAGCCUACAUCUCCGCCAAGGAUAAGCACGUUGUUGUUAUCGGCGGUGGUGAUACUGGUAACGAUUGCAUUGGUACCUCCGUCCGCCAUGGCGCCAAGAGCGUGGUCAACUUCGAAUUGCUCCCCCAACCUCCCCCAGAGCGUGCCCUUGACAACCCAUGGCCACAAUGGCCUCGUAUUUACCGUGUUGACUACGGUCACUCCGAAGUCAAGACCCACAUGGGCAAGGAUCCUCGUGAAUACUGCAUCAUGUCCAAGGAGUUCGUUGACGACGGUAAUGGAAAUGUCAAGGGCAUCAACACUGUCCGUGUUGAAUGGACCAAAAGCGCUAGUGGCGGCUGGGAUAUGAAGACCAUUGAGGGCAGCGAGCAAUUCUUCCCUGCCGACCUGGUCAUGUUGUCCAUGGGUUUCCUAGGUCCUGAGGAUCGUCUGCUUGGUGAAGAAAUUGAGCGUGAUGCCCGUAAGAACGUAAAGACUGCUCCUGGCCAGUAUUCCACCAACAUCCCCGGUGUCUUUGCUGCCGGUGAUUGCCGCCGUGGCCAGUCUCUUAUUGUCUGGGGUAUCAACGAAGGUCGUCAGGCCGCUCGUGAAGUUGACACAUACCUCAUGGGAACUGGCUCUCUCCUUCCCGUCACUGGUGGUAUUGUCCGUCGGCCCGCUGCUGAUGCUGUUCCUCAGACCGUUCAGGUUGUUUCUGCUUAA
Talaromyces proteolyticus is the source of this 6378-nucleotide messenger RNA. Its product is annotated as putative glutamate synthase Glt1. The transcript has 6 exons. Bases 1 to 6378 code for a protein of 2125 amino acids. Gene Ontology annotation, molecular function: FMN binding; glutamate synthase (NADH) activity; flavin adenine dinucleotide binding. The record is from RefSeq and is a predicted model, not a curated record. NCBI's taxonomy places the organism in Eukaryota, Fungi, Ascomycota, Eurotiomycetes, Eurotiales, Trichocomaceae.